AUGUCAGAGAACAGUGGAAACGUGCCUUUCCCCCGCCUGCCAUUCCCAUCAGUUGAUAGUUGCGCUGUCUGCAUAGCUGACCACCCACUGAAGCCAAGACACGUGAAACUGCUGUCCACUAAGAUGGGCCUGAAAGUCACGUGGGACCCACCCAAAGAUGCCACCAGUAGGCCCGUGGAGCAUUACAACCUUGCCUACGGGAAGUCACUGAAAAGCCUUAAGUACAUCAAGGUGAACUCGGAGACGCAGUCCUUCCUUAUUGAGGAUGUGGAGCCGGGGGUAGUGUACUUUGUGCUGGUUACUGCAGAAAACCACAGUGGAGUGAGCCGGCCCGUGUACAGAGCGGAAAGCCUGCCUGGAGGUGAAUGGAUCCAGAUUGAUGGUUCCCCCAUUAAGGGUCCAGGACCAUUUAAUGAAACCGUCACAGAAAAGGAAGUGCCAAACAAGCCCUUGCGUGUCCGAGUCCGAUCCUCAGACAACCGGCUGUCCGUUGCGUGGAAGGCGCCACGCCUGUCUGGAGCCAAGAGUCCACGCAGAUCCCGGGGUUUCCUUUUGGGCUACGGGGAAAGUGGCCGGAAGAUGAAUUACGUUCCACUGGCCCGAGAUGAGCGAACGCAUGAGAUCAAAAAGCUGGCCUCUGAGUCGGUGUACGUGGUCUCCCUGCGGUCCCUGAACUCCCGGGGCCAGAGUCAGCCGGUCUACAGGGCUGCCCUCACGAAACGGAAGAUUUCAGAGGAGGAGGAGCUGGACGUCCCUGAGGACAUCAGUGUCCGGGUCAUGUCAUCCCAGUCUGUGCUUGUAGCCUGGGUGGACCCUGUUGUGGAGAAGCAGAAGAAAGUUGUUGCGUCCAGGCAGUACACGGUGCGCUACCGAGAAAAGGGGGAACUGGCCCGCUGGGAUUACAGGCAGGGCUCCAACCGGCGCGUGCUGAUCGAGGGCCUGCUCCCCGACACCAUGUAUGAAUUCGCAGUCCGCAUUUCACAGGGGGACAGAGACGGCAAGUGGAGUACCUCCGUCUUCCAGAGGACUCCGGAAUCCGCUCCUACGACGGCUCCGGAGAACUUAAAAGUCUGGCCAGUCAAUGGCAAAACCACAGCUGUCACUGUAGCUUGGGACGCGCUGCCUGAGACUGAGGGCAGAGUGAAAGAGUACAUUCUCUCCUACGCCCCCGCGCUCAAGCCCUUCGGAGCAAAGUCCCUCAGCUUCCCCGGAGAGACCACUUCUGCCCUCGUGGACGGCCUGCAGCCUGGGGAGCGCUAUCUGUUCAAAAUCCGGGCGGCCAACAGGAGAGGAUCGGGGCCUCACUCCAAAGCCUUCAUCGUCGCUAUGCCAACAAGCAGGACCAGUGAGCCCGAUGCCCAGCAGAAAGCAGGCGCGACGGAGACCUGGAAGCAAGAAACCUCGCAGCCGCCCUCGCCUCCCAGGGCCGCAGCUCCCUCGAAGCACGCCCACCUGCCCGUUUCUCCCCAAGGCAGACAUGCCAAGCACCCUCCUGACUUGAAGAACAAAAUACCGGCCAACGGUGGGGUGCCCAGGAAACCCCAGGCGGCAGAGCUCACGGAUGCGGAGGAACUGGACCCCCAAGGAGACCCCCCGACGUCGCCCUCCGAGACCCAGGACCAGCAGCGCCAGCCCAGGAGGAGGCGGAAGAGGAGGAGGAGGAAGACACUGGCCCCCCUCCUCCGUCCCCAGGGGCAGCAAAUACGCAGACAGGAGCAGCGCGGAGACGGACUCUGCCAGCGCGCCUGCUGCCCCCCGAAGGGGCUCCCCCCAGGAGGAGAGCCCCACUCCCCCGCAGCGGCCUCCAUGCUGUCGCUGCGGCAGCGCAUGAUGCAGUCGCGGUUCCGGAACCCCUUCUCCCGCGCGCCCGCCAGGCCCUCUUUCAGACAAGGUUAUAACGGCAGGCCAAGUGUAGAGGGGCAAGGACUGCCCGGCACUAAUGGAAAACCGAGCGGACAGAGAAUUAUCAAUGGCCCUCAAGGAACAAAGUGGGUGGUGGAUCUUGACCGUGGGUUAGUAUUGAACGCAGAAGGAAGGUACCUCCAAGAUUCACAUGGCGAUCCUCUUCGGGUUAAGCUAGGAGGAGACGGGCGGACCAUUGUGGAUCUGGGAGGGACCCCCGUGGUGAGCCCUGACGGGCUCCCCCUCUUCGGGCAGGGGCGACAUGGCAAACCCCUGGCCAGUGCCCAGGAUAAGCCCAUUUUGAGUCUUGGAGGGAAGCCUCUGGUGGGCUUGGAGGUCGUCAAAACAACCACCCGUGCCACCACCACCACUACCACCACCACCACCACCAGAGUGAUGGUGAACUCUUUCACCACCCGCCGCACCACCACCACCACCACCCGCCGCACCACCACCACCCGCCCAACCACCACCAUCCGAACCACCACCCCGACAACCACCACCACCCCCGAGCCCACCACAGCCGUCCCCACCUGUCCCCCCGGGACCCUGGAGCGGCAUGACGAAGACGGCAACCUGGUUAUGGGCUCCAGUGGGGUCCCGGAGUGCAUCCCCGAAGAAGAUGAUUUCUCAGGAUUGGAGACGGACACAGCCACACCCACGGAAGAGGCCUAUGUUGUCUAUGAUGCAGAUUAUGAACUUGAGACCUCCAGGCCACCAGCCUCCACCAGGCCCCCCACCACGGCCGCCACGCCUGCCGUCAUCCCAGCAGAAGGCACCAUUAGCUCCUUCCCCGAGGAAGAGUUCGACCUGGCUGGGAAGAAGCGAUUUGUUGCUCCUUAUGUGACAUAUCUAAGUAAAGAUCUAUCCGCCCCUUGCUCUCUGACCGAUGCUCUGGAUCACUUCCAAGUGGAGAGCCUGGAUGAAAUCAUCCCGACUGACAUGAGGAAGAAUGACCUGCCUCCGCAGCACGCGCCCCGCAAUAUCACCAUUGUUGCUAUGGAAGGCUGCCACUCAUUUGUCAUUGUGGACUGGGACAAAGCCACCCCGGGAGAUGUGGUAACAGGCUACUUGGUUUACAGCGCAUCCUAUGAAGACUUCAUCAGGAACAAGUGGUCCACCCAGGCUUCGACGGUCACUCAUUUGCCCAUUGAGAACCUGAAGCCAAACACAAGGUAUUAUUUUAAAGUUCAAGCCAAGAACCCUCAGGGCUAUGGACCCAUCAGCCCGUCGGUCUCAUUUGUCACGGAGUCAGACAACCCUCUGCUUGUUGUGAGGCCACCAGGAGGUGAGCCCAUCUGGAUCCCAUUUGCUUUCAAACACAACCCUGACUACACGGACUGCCAUGGCCGGCAGUAUGUGAAGCGGACGUGGUACAGAAAGUUUGUGGGCGUCAUUCUCUGUAACUCACUGCGGUACAAGAUCUACCUCAGUGACAACCUGAAAGACACAUUCUACAGCAUCGGAGACAGCUGGGGAAGAGGUGAAGACCAUUGCCAAUUUGUGGAUUCACACCUGGAUGGGAGAACGGGGCCUCACUCCUACAUAGAGGCCCUCCCUAGCAUUCAAGGCUACUACCGCCAGUAUCGCCAGGAGCCUGUCCGCUUUGGCAACAUUGGCUUUGGGACCCCCUAUUACUACGUGGGCUGGUAUGAGUGUGGCGUCUCCAUCCCAGGGAAGUGGUAACCACAGGACGAGCAUGCGGAAAGCUUGCCCUGCCCGGCCCCCUGGACUAACUCGCACUGAGGGCUGAGCAGGAAAAGGAAGACGGCGCCUGUCCCAAGCCCCUCUGCCCCGUGUCAGCAAGGCCACAAGGUGGACACUGGAUAUUUGGGGCAUCUUCAGUCUGGACUCAGCCCCACUUCCUGGCCUGGACCACACACGGGAUUCAAUGUUGCUGUUAAGUUUGCUUCUCCACACGUUUUGCUUAUAAUAGCACAUCCCAGAGACAACCAAAGCACACAGCUACCAGGGAUGCCCACUGAUUCAGGGUGAUUUUCACACUUCUUAGGCACAAUAUCCAGACCAUCGGUAUCUCCAGAGAACAGCAGAAGCUGGCUUCAUGGGAUGCUACACGUUCUUUUUUCACCGGACUCCUCCCGAACUAGCUGACGUUAUGCUCCUGGCUCUUUCUCUGCAGGAGAACGAAUUACUCAAAUCCUCACCCAAGAAAAUAUAUCCUGCUUAAGAUUUAUCCAUGACUCACCCACUGCUAGACCAAAUGUAUCAAAUCUUGGUCAAUCUCAUUUUGAUAUAUAUAUGUAUAUAUGCAUAUACAUAUCCACACUUGUCUGCAAGAAUGUUGAUUAAAAUCGCUAAAUUUGUACCUGUUUAUUAGAGAAACGUGUGUGGGACUUUUGGGAGCAAAGGUGCCAUUUUCGAACAUCUUAUUGAGGUGUCCAGAGCAUGCGUUCUCAGCAGAGGAAAGCCAUGCCUCCUUCCUGUGCGUGCUGCUGAGCUGUGGGUGGUGCGGGUACUGCCGCAGGGUGGCAGACUCAUUGCAGACCGAGUGCCUUCGGUCUCCCACGCCCGUGUGGAAACGCGCGGCUGUCUCUGUGGGGACAGACCUAGCAUGUUUGCAGAUUAAGAGUUUAGGUCUCGAGUGAUUCGAAAAUCCAGUCUUAAAGAAACCCCUUUCCCUCUCCUGCCUGGCUCAGUGUCUACUUCUUGAAAUAAAGCACCUUACCCCUCUU
Messenger RNA from Myotis davidii, 4595 nucleotides. It is a transcript of the gene FNDC1, whose product is annotated as fibronectin type III domain containing 1. Gene Ontology annotation, molecular function: protein binding. The record is from RefSeq and is a predicted model, not a curated record. The coding region runs from base 1 to 3588 and encodes 1195 amino acids. Lineage: Eukaryota; Metazoa; Chordata; Mammalia; Chiroptera; Vespertilionidae. The transcript has 25 exons.